CCUGGUUCACGCGUCACACGUUCUAGUCGAUAGUCCGCCAGAUGAAACGUACAGUAUACUGCUGAGUGCAUGUUUCUAUCACACACAUAGACGGCCGUCAAUAUACACACAAUCUCUCAAAUUGAAACCGUGGAACACUUCGCCGCAAUCAUGAAUCAACUAAUAGUAGAGGAGGAACAGUCAGCGUUGGCAAGUCUACUACAAUAAUCGAUGUACACGCCCACACGGAAAGAAGCCUUCUUUAUGUCGCCUUGAACUUGAUAACUGAGACGGACUCAUGCCGAAUAUAUUUUUGUUGUAAUUUAAAUGAUGGGCCUUAGUACAUUAUGGUGUGUCUUGGUUUUGCAACUUAGUAUCUGUAUGGUACCGUUUAGCGAGUCAACCGAAAAUAUGCAAAUCGUAGCACAAGAAAAUUUUCUCAACUCGCUGGAUGAUUAUGAGGUAACCGUGCCGAUACGAGUGGAUCAGCAUGGGGAGGAGAUCCCUUACGACCUUAUAAACAGUCGGAAAAGGAUUGCACGAAACAUUAAAAGAAAAAUGGGCAUUCAUAAACAAUUGUAUUAUAAAGUUUCUGCGUACAAAAAAGAUUUUCACUUUGAUCUUCAAAUUCAAUCAAACUUUGUGUCUGACAAUUUUCAAGUAGAGUACUGGAACAAUGGCAGUCUUCACCAAAAGCAUCGAACUUAUGAUUCAUGUCAUUAUAGCGGAAUCCUUAAAAAUCACUCGAAUUCACGGGCAGUGAUCAGUAAUUGUAAUGGACUGCAAGGAAUUUUUUCAACAUCAACAGAGGAGUACAUAAUUGAACCGCUACACAACCGGACGGCAUAUCCAAAAGGUCAUCCACAUGCCAUUUAUAAACGGUCUUCCAUACGAACAGAACAUGAGGAUGGAGAAUCUGUGCAGCGGUGUGGAGUUGAAGAUGGCACCAGUAAGUGGUGGUUGGAUGACACAAGUUAUUUAUUACAGGAAACAAAACAACAAACAAAUCAUACACACAGAAGACGUAAGCGGUCCACGAGUGAAGAGAACUUUGUUGAAACCUUAGUAGUCGUUGAUAAUAAGAUGUAUCUUCAUCAUACACGCAACAAUAUCGAGCCAUACAUCUUAACCAUUAUGAAUAUUGUUGCCAACCUGUAUCACGAUGGCAGUAUAGGAAAUUCAAUCAAUAUUGUCGUAUCCAGAAUGAUCAUCAUUAUUGUGGAUCAAGUUAAUCUUGAAAUUAAUCACCAUGCCGACAAAUCGUUGGAUAGUUUUUGUAAAUGGCAGAAAAGCAUCAAUCCAGCACUGGAUUCAAAAGCGGUAUUAGAAGACGGGAUAGCGCACCAUGAUAAUGCUAUACUGAUUACAAGGUUUGAUAUUUGCAAGUACCAAAACAAGCCAUGCGGUACAUUAGGGUUAGCUCCUGUAGGUGGCAUGUGCCAGAGUGAAAAAAGUUGCAGUAUUAGCGAAGAUAUGGGUAUUGCAACAGCAUUUACGAUCGCUCAUGAAAUGGGACAUAAUUUUGGAAUGGAACAUGACGGUUCUGGCAACGAUUGCGGAAAACCUGGCCACGAAAAAGCGAAGAUAAUGGCGGCCCAGUUGUCGCGCAAUACAGACCCUUUCACCUGGUCAUCUUGCAGUAAGAAAUACAUCACAAGGUUUUUAGAUUCAGGUAGUGGUCAUUGCUUGACUAACCCACCAUCCGUGAGGGACAUAACACUACCCACUGCGAUGUCGUUCCAAGUGCCCAGUGCUGAUGAGCAAUGUAAAUUACAGCACGAUGAAAAAUCCAGACAGUGCAAAUUUGGGUCAGUCUGCAAAGAAUUGUGGUGUAUCAGUAAAACCAAUCGAUGUGUUACAAACAGUAUCCCAGCGGCGGAAGGCACAGAAUGCACAAUUGGUACCGAUGAAAGAAGAUGGUGCUACCAAGGAAGUUGUGAACCGUAUGGUUAUAAACCCCAAGCUGUAGAUGGAGAAUGGAGCCAAUGGUCGUCAUGGGGACAGUGUUCAAGAACAUGUGGAGGAGGUGUUUCAUCACUAGAAAGACACUGCAAUAACCCAAAACCUUCCCAUGGUGGUAAAUAUUGUCUUGGUGACAGAAAACGCUACAAAUCGUGUAAUAUUGAUCCAUGUUCAGAAAGUUCGCGUGAUUAUCGUGAGCUGCAAUGUGCCGAGUUUGACAACCUACCGUUCCAUGACAAGUACUAUACAUGGCGACCCUAUACAGGAACUAAAGUCAAAGAGUGUGCGUUAAACUGCCUAGCUGUAGGUUACAAUUUUUACACCGAGAGAGCUCCUCAAGUCGUUGAUGGUACACUCUGCAAUAAAGACUCUCUGGAUAUUUGCAUAAAUGGACAAUGUCAUCAUGUUGGAUGUGACAGAAUUCUUGGCUCUGAGGUCGUUGAAGAUCGAUGUCGUGUUUGUGGUGGCGAUGGUAGUACGUGUGAAACUAUUUUGGGUACAUUUACUGAUGACCUACCUCGAGGAUCUUACCAACAGGUUAUUACAAUCCCGAAAGGUGUCGUUCAUAUUGAAAUCGCAGAAGUUGCAGUUUCUAGAAACUAUCUUGCACUGAAAAAAUCAAUAAAUGAUGAUUAUUAUAUAAACGGUCAAUGGACCAUUGAUUGGCCACGGUCAUAUGAUGUAGCUGGCACUGUAUUUUCUUAUGAAAGACCAAAUGAAGAAGCAGAAAAACUAUCAGCCCUGGGACCAACUAAUGAAGACCUCAUAGUAAUGUUAUUGUUACAAGAAAGUAAUCUUGGAGUAAGCUACAAAUAUAAUAUACCAGUCACAAGAAGUGGUAGUGGUGAUGAUGAAAUUCGCUUCUCAUGGAAACAGCAUCCAUGGUCGAGUUGUUCAACAACAUGUGCUGGAGGCACCUCAACUCGCCAGCUCACAUGCGUUCGAAGUGAUGAUGGUUCCGACGUGCCGUCUUCUCACUGUGAUCAAAAUGCAAGACCAAGAGUAAGCCUGGAACGGGAAUGCAACACAGAGCCAUGUCCACCAGAGUGGUUCAUAACAGAAUGGUCCCCAUGUAGUAGAACAUGUGGUGGCGGCUUCAAAACACGAACUGUGGCCUGCAUCAGUAGAAGUGGACGGAAUGAACAGGAAACGUUGUCUGAUGAAGAGUGUUUUACUCAUAAACCGGAAUUUAAACGGAAUUGUGGUGAAAAAGAAUGCCCACCCAUGUGGGUGCCGGAUGCAUGGGGAGAGUGUGUACCGAGCUGUGGACCAGGUGAAAAAACUCGCAAUGUUGAAUGUAUGAGCAGCGAUAUGCAACAAAUAUUUCAUCCCCAGGCAUGUAGCUCUAUUCCAAGACUACCCACUAAAACACCUUGUAACAGUGGCAGAUGUCCACCACCGAAGUGGGAAACCGGCGAAUGGGGCAAGUGUUCUGCUGAGUGUGGUAAAGGCCAACAAGUUCGAAGUGUUGAAUGUCGUGCAUACACUGGUCUACCAUCUAGUGAAUGCCAUGCAAACUUAAUGCCACCUCAGAUACAAGAGUGUGAAGCGCCGUGUGAACCAGUCGAUAAAACCAAUGACGAAUGCGAAGACGCCAACAAAGUUGCCUACUGCCCUCUAGUGUUGAAGUUUGAAUUCUGCAUCCAUAGUAAGCACGCGAAAAUUUCCAAGAAAAAGAAAGCGAGGAAGAAAGAAGAAAAGCGUCAAAAGAAUGAUCACUCCUGUCAAAAAGAUGUUGAAAGAGACGAUGCUGGGUUCGUACAGAACGGAUUUCCCCGUCGAAACCAGUGUCAGCCAUGA
Messenger RNA from Saccoglossus kowalevskii, 3741 nucleotides. Its product is annotated as A disintegrin and metalloproteinase with thrombospondin motifs 6. Gene Ontology annotation, molecular function: metalloendopeptidase activity. Gene Ontology annotation, biological process: proteolysis; extracellular matrix organization. Gene Ontology annotation, cellular component: extracellular matrix. Lineage: Eukaryota; Metazoa; Hemichordata; Enteropneusta; Harrimaniidae. The record is from RefSeq and is a predicted model, not a curated record.